Desarmillaria tabescens is the source of this 1941-nucleotide messenger RNA. RefSeq lists its product as uncharacterized. The record is from RefSeq and is a predicted model, not a curated record. The transcript is spliced from 15 exons. Bases 18 to 1781 code for a protein of 587 amino acids. Lineage: Eukaryota; Fungi; Basidiomycota; Agaricomycetes; Agaricales; Physalacriaceae.
CUUUCUUCUUCACCACCAUGAUCACGCGAAAGCCGUACGCAGGCUCUCGACGUAAAUUGGUCUUCUCCUUUGACCUUGGAACUACUUUCUCGGGAAUAUCUUACAGUAUCCUGGAUCCCGGCAGUGUCCCCGAAAUAAAGGGCGUAACAAGGUUUCCGGAGCAAGAACGUGUCGGCAGUGACGCGAAAAUUCCGACGAUCCUGUAUUAUGACAAAACGGGGACCGUCAGGGCGGUAGGAGCAGAGGCGCUGAGGGAGAGCAUUCUCGAGCAGGCGGAAGAAGAGAGCUGGUUCAAAUGUUCAGGAUUCAAACUCCAUCUUCGUUCCAACCUCGAUCGUUACUAUCGCUCCGCUAUCUCAACACAGGCCACUGAUUUCCCUCCUCUACCUCCAGACAAGGACGCCGUCUCUGUGUUUGCUGACUUCUUCAAAUAUCUCUUUGAAUGCGCCAAGACGUAUAUUCUAGAGACGCACCCGAGCGCGACUAUUUUCUGGAGUUCCGUCGAGGACAGCAUCGAAUUCAUUCUCAGCCAUCCAAAUAACUGGGAAGGCCGCGAUCAAGCCAAUAUGCGACGGGCCGCUUUGCCGGGCGAAGAGCGUGUACAUUUUGUCACAGAGGGAGAAGCUAGUCUUCACUUUUGCAUACAUCACGGACUUUCUUCCUUUAUCACAGACCAGGAAGCCGUUAUAAUUAUCGACGCCGGAGGUGGCACAGUUGACAUAAGUACAUACACUUGUGUUUCUGCCAAGGACGGGACCCAGGCUCACACGUUUAAAGAAGUCGCAGCCCCGCAGUGUAACUUCGCUGGCUCAAUGUUCGUGACCCGCCGUGCAAAGGCAUUUUUCGAUGCAAAGCUCAAGCGCACCAAGUUUGCCAAAGAGACUGAGUACAUUGCACAGUGCUUUGAUAAAAAGACCAAACUUCGGUUCAAAGCCGCCGACGAACCAGCAUACAUUCACUUUGGCAGUAUGAGGGAUAAAGAUCCCAAGCUGAACAUCAACAUGGGGAGACUCAAAUUGACAGGUGCUGAAGUAGCGAGCUUUUUUGAGCCAUCAGUGUCGUCUAUCAUAAAGGCCGUUGACGAACAGCGAUUUGCCUCCAAGAGCACAGUUUCGGCGGCUUUCCUCGUGGGAGGUUUUGCCGCUAGUGAUUGGCUCUUUUCAAAACUACAAGAGCAUUUCAAGUCACUCAACAUUGCGUUUUCAAGACCCGAUAGUCAUGUCAACAAAGCCGUCGCAGACGGUGCCUUAUCCUUCCAUUUAGAUCGUGCCGUAUUGGAACGCUUAUCAAAGUACAACUAUGGUAUCAGAACAUCAAUUGCAUAUGAUGCAUCAAUUCCUGGACACGUCGACCGAAAAAACAAAACCUUCAUGUCGGAAGCCGGCGUGCUGUCCUUGGGUAACCAGUACAAUAUCAUUCUGCCAAAGGGCGAAUCUAUUGCUGAGACCAAGGAAUUCCGGCGUCCCUAUGUGCGCAAUCAACACAAGCUGUCUGAUUUUGCUUCGAUUUCCCAAGAUAUCUUGUGUUACAGUGGGACAAGGGAGAAUCCGCUCUGGAUGGAUGCUGAGCCUGAUAAGUAUCCUGUGUUAUGCAAUGUGGUGGCAGAUACGCGGGAAGCUGCCCGAUCAUUGGUGCUCCAGCGGAGGCCCGAUGGAAAAUCGUAUUUUUCUUUCAAGUAUUCGAUCAUUCUUUUGCUUGGGCAGACGGAGAUGAAAGCUCAGAUAGCGUGGGAUGAGAAUGUGGGUGUUGUGACUUCUGGUAUGCGUGGAUGGCGAUGCUGACAAGAUCUUAGGGAGUUGAAAAAAGGAGCCCUGCUCGAGUAGUGUAUGGGCCGCAAUAACCAGAUUGAUUUCGUGUACUACUAGUGUUGUAGCAAAUCUAUUUUUUUAUUCUAAUAAUCUAGUCGUUAAAAUGUAGAGUAGCACGAUUUAUCAUCUUCGC